GUAGGGAGUCAGCUAGCUAACUGUACAGCAAACACAGCUAGAACAGGUUGUACAGUAGUGACCCCUCUUUGUCAGUGUAGGGAGUCAGCUAGCUAACUGUACAGCAAACACAGCUAGAACAGGUUGUACAGUAGUGACCCCUCUUUGUCAGUGUAGGGAGUCAGCUAGCUAACUGUACAGCAAACACAGCUAGAACAGGUUGUACAGUAGUGACCCCUCUUUGUCAGUGCAGGGAGUCAGCUAGCUAACUGUACAGCAAACACAGCUAGAACAGGUUGUACAGUAGUGACCCCUCUUUGUCAGUGUAGGGAGUCAGCUAGCUAACUCUACAGCAGGUUGUAGUGAGUUGUGCUGCAACAGUGAGGAGGGAGAGCUCUUCAGUGAUUGAGAGUAGAAUGAUUGAUGCCCCGCCUGUAUUGGAGAAAUCUUGUAAGGUCUAAAGGCAGCAGGGAAACUACACCAGUGGCGGUAGCUGUGGCGACAACGACCACGACUGACAUAGAGAUCUUGGAGCUCUGUCAGUGGUCAGUAGGCGAUGUGUGUGAUUAGAUCUUUUACUUCCCUGUGAUUGUUGGAUGUUACCUGGAAAGACAUGGAGUCCCAGAACUCAAGCAAUUUUCUGAAACACAGUAGUGGGGACCUCCACAGUCGAUUAAAAACCCGCAAACUUCUCGGCGUUGGGGAAACGGAUGAUGGCGAUGUUCACAGGUCAAAGUUGAGCCAGAUCCUGGGCCACAGCGACCAGCUGUACAUCCGCCUGCCUCAAGGUCUGCGAGUAUGGCAGUGUAUGCUGGCUGCAAUGUUCACCAUCAUCGCCCUCUGGGCCCUGGUGUUUCCGGCUCAUCUGUUCGACAUCUCCUUUGAGACGGAGGAGGGAAAAUACCUGACACUUCCAGUUCGUCUCUACGGCGCUGCAUUGCUCAGUCUCUCUCUGCUUCACUGGAAUACCCUCCAGUCUCAGGACCGCGACGUCAUCCGGGGCUCUCUGCUCUCCAGCGUCAUCUAUUUCUCUCUACAAACCAUCGUUACAGGCCUUCAUCUGCUGUGGACGGGGAGUCUGUCUCGCAAUGCAUCUAUCCUACUGGGCUGCCGGGCCAUGUUUGCACUCAUCACCUACCUGUUCUAUCACCUGGUGGGCUGUAAGAACGUCUCCAUCCGCCGCACCAACUCCACCAGCAAGGAACUCCACAACCAGAAAGAGCACUAAACAAGGGCACAUAACCUACGCACUGUCACAAAUCCUCAUCGGGGAAGUGUCCUUGAUAUCACCUUGUGUAGUCAUCAGGGUAGUAGUUCCUUUGUCUUACUAGUAUAUGUAGUCGUUGGGAAGAUAGUUUUCUCAAUUACAAGAUCUCCCUGGCUUCCCUCCUCAAAGCAGUCAUGGCACUGUGAGUAGCAUUGGACUUAUUGCAUGGCUAUGACAGAUUAGUGGAAGUGAGGUCAGGUCACUAAGGUCAGGUCAUCAGAUGACAAGGUCAGGUCACUAGGUGACAAGGUCAGGUCAUCGGAUGACAAGGUCAAGGUCACUAGUGAUGAUGUCAAGGUCACUAGACAAAAAUGUCAGAACACUUGGGGAUGAGGUUAAGGUCACAAGAUGUCAAGGUCCUUGGUGAAGGUCAGGAUGGACACUGAGGGAGGGAGGUGACACUCUGAUGUGGGCAUUAAUUUUAAACGUUUAACACAUUGCCAGAAAUUUAGAUUGUUUGCCAGAAAAACAGGGCAUCCAAAUGAUAGUUUAUUUAUCAAUUUAUGCCAUCGGAACAAAUACAAUGGAUGCAAGAUUAGUGUCUCAAGAUAUCUCUUUAUUGUUUGAUCACAAAACAUGAUGUCAAAAGUCUGCCAUGAUACGAACACCUCUAGCAUUAUACAAAAGGGCAUUCUCUUACAGGCAUCCUCUGCAAAUAGAUUUACAAGUGAAUUCUUCUCAACAUAUUGUAAACCAAUCAUAUCAGGCAGAGUGUUAAGUGCAGAUCUUGGUGGUAGUAGCAAAUAUUCAAUAUUCAAUAUUAUAUUAUGCAACAAAAUAAACAUAUUUUCAAUAGAAAUACUAUUCUAAUCUUUCACUAGUUUUGGAAGACAAAACAGCUGAUGGUUGUCUAAUGUCUGUUACUUACUAGUGAACACUCUUAUAUUUGAUAACAAGUCCAUUCUAGGCAUGAAGUGCAGUGCAUGUUGAGAAUGUCACCAGUAUCUUUAUUACUUCUCUGGAAUCUGAUAGUAUAGGGCUGAAAGAUGCUUAGCAGUUGGACAUUCAUGUGUUGCUGUAUUCCAGUGGAUUGUUAACUGUAUCGUGGUUGUGUGUCAGCAUAGGUAACGCCUUGUCUUGUCACAGGUAAUGCUUCAUCUCAUCACAUACAUGUUCCACUGUCUUACAUUUUGAAAGCAUCUCAUUAAUGCUUCUGCUUUGGUGACUGAACACUCGCUAAGUGACAUCUCUGACUGAACACUCCUUGAGGAACAUCUGUGACUGAACACUCCUCCAGGAACAUCUGAGACUGAACGCUCCUCCAGGAACAUCUAUGACUGAACGCUCCUCCAGGAACAUCACUGGUAUUCAUGUUGAGUGGUACUGGUAUUGCUCGACGUUCAGGUCAUCACCAUGGGCUUAUGUGGAAUUACGUAGUGCUGUUAAGUGUAUCAGCUGAUUUGGUGACAAGUCGUGUGCUGUGGUCAAUGCUGUACUGGACAGUACUAGAGAGCCACUGCUACUGGUCAACUGCCCCUGAAGUAGGAACCUCCUGAUUGACCCCAUUAUAGUGACCUUUGGCAGUACACCUGGAGGGUGAGGUUCAGACCUACCCUGUCCACCCACAUCAUAAUAGACUUUACCAGACAUGUGGGAAUGAACUCUACCUGACAUGUGGCAAGAUCCAUUGGUGUGGAACGAGAACAUGUGCGGACUUCCUGGGUUGGUUCACCAGUAGCUGGCCACUUAAACAGGCAGCUUAUCAAGUAAUUAGCAGCAAGUCCAGGACAGCCGAUAGUCUGUACCUUAGAGUGCAGGCUUAACUCAUGACGACAUCUUAUGGAUGAACCAUAGUUAGUGAUAACUUCUGAUGUAUCGGACACAGUGCCAUAAAAUUCUAUAAGUUGCCUAUGGAUAAAUUUUUUUCCUUGCUUAGGUCAAUGAAAAACUGGUGAUGGCCUUGUAUAGGAUCAUUACAAAAACACAUGCUCUUUCCUUCAUCAGAGACCAUAUUUUAUCUGAUUUAAGUCUCUUCUGUAUGUCAGCCUCUCAGGCAAAUUGUAAUUGUGUUCAGGCACAAGCAUUGUGUUCAGUCACAGGGUCACAGGCAUUGUGUUCAGUCACAGGGUCACAGGCAUUGUGUUCAGUCACAGGGUCACAGGCAUUGUGUUCAGUCACAGGAAUUGUGCUCAGGCACAGGCCUAGUGUUCAGGCACAGGGUCACAGGCCUAGUGUUCAGUCACAGGGUCACAGGCAUUGUGUUCAGGCACAGGGUCACAGGCAUUGUGUUCAGUCACAGGAAUUGUGCUCAGGCACAGGCAUAGUGUUCAGGCACAGGGUCACAGGCCUAGUGUUCAGGCACAGGGUCACAGGCAUUGUGUUCAGUCACAGGAAUUGUGCUCAGGCACAGGCAUAGUGUUCAGGCACAGGGUCACAGGCCUAGUGUUCAGGCACAGGGUCACAGGCAUUGUGUUCAGUCACUAUCAUUGUGCUCAGUCACAGGCCUAGUGUUCAGGCACAGAGUCACAGGCAUUGUGUUCAGUCACUAUCAUUGUGCUCAGUCACAGGCCUAGUGUUCAGGCACAGGGUCACAGGCAUUGUGUUCAGUCACUAUCAUUGUGCUCAGUCACAGGCAUUGUGUUCAGUCACUAUCAUUGUGCUCAGUCACAGGCCUAGUGUUCAGGCACAGGGUCACAGGCAUUGGUUAUAGGGAUAUCAGCAAUAUACUGCAUUCCAUACAGAGGUAUAACAUAAUCAUUGGUAUUUAUUGCUUAUGGUAUUGUAAGUGGUCCAAGUUUGUAUCAGUUUUACAGUGUAGUAUUUCCAUUGCCAAGUAUCUGAAGUGUUAGAAGUCAAAUAUUUUUGAAUCCUGACAAUCUCAUCUUUGUGACACCUCUGUACAUGGUGAGAGCUUCUGUAGCCCAGCAAUUGUCACAGUCAGUGAUGUGAUGACUCCAUUUCUGUCUCCGAGAACAGAAUUAUCGGCUGUCCUUGAGCCCAUAUACUGAUGAGGUUGUGACAGUGACGUGUCUGUGUUGAAGGUUCCCAGGAAUCUAUGGUCUGUGUACACCAUGUUCCUCCAUCACACAGAUACACACGGUGCUGUAAGUUGUGCAUUGUCUCUUUAGUCCUGUAAUGAAACAAGACCGAGUCAAAGGAGCUCAGUACGUGAGUGCAGCUUUCUAAGUUCGUCUUUUUGUUAGGGAGCCAAGUGGAUCCUAACAUGAAUAUUUUAGGAGCCAAACCUAAUUUUUUAGGAGCCAACAUAUCUUAAACAUAAAUAUUUUCGCCAGUUAUGUUUACUUUUAGGAAGCCAAGUGGCGAGCAGUAGAUAAAUUUAAGUCGCCAAUCAUAGAUGUGAGUUGUAUUUGGCCACCAAAAUGGCUGGAAUUUUGUGUAAACCAUUGCCUGAAAUUGAAGCAAUGAUGUUGAUGUAAUCUGAACUGUCAUUGACCUGGAACUAAAUUUACUGGUCCAAAAUUACAUAUAUACAACACAGCUGGUAUGUAUUUGUGGUUGCUGAAGGAACUUGGUGUAUACAAACCUGGGAAGUAGUGACAAAGGUAUCAGUCCCGUAUGUGUGUCGUGCGACCAUCCCACCUCGGGCUUGACGAUACAUAGCUCGAUGUCUCAUUUCUCCAUUAACAACUGAUGUGUAAUUCCUGUGUUUCUGUAAGUAUAUAUGUGCCUGCGUAUAUACCCCUGUAUGACCACCAUGACAUAUCAUCUACCUCAUAAUGUCUCUGUACCAUGCCCACACCAGUUAUCUCCCUUCAGACACAAAUACCUGAGUUGUAGCAGCAGGCUUGUCGAGACAUACGUUAUAUACAGAAUCAAGUUUCCACAUGAUUUGGGGAAAUGAAGUCUUCAAUUGAUCAGAUUUAAGCUUUCGAUUUAGUGUUCCUAUCAGUGCCUGAUGGAGACAUCUGACUGUGGUGUGUUUGUUUGUUGUCGGGAAAACAAUAUUUAGCGACAUCUUGAUCUUACAUUUUUAAUAAUGAAAAAUCAUUCACAUGAUUGAUUUUGAAUAUAUAAGGAACUUUGAAUUGAUUACUUAGUUCAAUUCUUUUAUUAAGGCAACUUCUGGAAGCAAAAAAUUUUAAAAAAAUAAAAAAUUUAAAAAAACUUACGGAAGCAGUUUCACAAUCACCUCUUGCACCGUACAUCAUCUAGGUAGAUAUGUAUCAUCUUUCAUGACUCACACAUGGCCUGGAAGGGAUUCAUUUCCAGCGUGGACUGGAAGCAACCCAGUUAGGAUCAUCCUACAUAUAGCAGCUGUCUCACCUCAUGCACCAAGUCAACCGUCAUGUCGUCACGUCAUGUCGUCAUGUACUCCUUGUACACGUUUGUUUGUCUGUUAUAGAACACACAAUAUACCUGUGGAAAUGUUACAAAUAUCAUGAUGCACACCUGUCACUUAUUAUGCUUUGUUAAUGGAAGUUUAGGAGUUCAGUCAAAGAGUCUUGUAUUAUGAUCUGUCCGUGGUGGAGGCGUCCCGCUGCACAUCAGAGAGACAGCAAAACCUCCCACUCAGAUUCCACUUACUCGUUCUUCCUUUCCGAAAUAUAUUUUAAGGUUAUGUGACCUUCUGGUAGUAUGAUCGGCGUUAUGUCUCACUUCGGCACUCCACUUGUUGAACUGCACUUGAUACAGUGAAACCUUGUUUGUCUGGACACUCUACAUUCUGGACGUUCUUGAUGGCGAUGUAUAUCACCAAAGUAACAGUGUAGUAGUGGUAUAAGUGUUCACUCAUCACGCGGAAAGGUCCGAUUCCGAUUCCCCAUAUAGGUUCAAUGUGUGAAGCCCAUUUCUGGUGUACCCUGCCGUGAUAUUGCUAGAAUAUUGCUAAAAUCGGCGUAAAACCAUACUCACUCACUCGCUCACUGCUCCUGGGACAUCAAGUGGGAAGAAGACCCAUCUAGACAAGAAACCAGUCUACAUGAAAUCAAAGUCAUAUUUUUGACAGGUUGGCCUUGUAUCAAUGUGCCAAGCAUUUCAUAAUAAUUUAGAAUGGGUUGUCUGGUCCCAUUACCCAAAAUGUUUGUCUGUAAUCCUAAAUUUUGCCUUUCAGUGUCUUUUUCACUAGAUUUUAAUCUGUACAUUUUGGGUUUUAUCACCUGGACUUUCUUGAAUUUCUGCUUGACUGGGGCAUAAGGCAAGUCGCUAAAGCCCGACUGUUGAACAAUAUGGUCACAGUUGCCAUGGUAACUAUUGAGUCUGAGAAAGGCAGAGCAGGAUGGACAUAUUAUUUCUAAGUUGUCGUGACUUCUUGUUUUGUUGAAUUGGUGAUUGUCAGUCAUUGUCAACAUGUUGCUGGUUGUCAUAGCAACAACAGAUGUUUCAUGUCAUACCCCGACGUGUGUAGCCAUGGGAUCAGUGUCAAUCGGACAACCUGUUGUCAUGGGAACAGUGUCAUAUGGACAUCCUUCAUCAAUGUUGAGUGUUGUCGAAACUGUUCAAACAUAUCAAACUCCACAAGUCAUUGUAAACAGCCAAUAUUCAUCUUUUUAAAUUUGUCUUUUAGACAUUUAGAGACUGAUCUUUAAAGUUAUCUUUUUUAUGAAAUGUACGAUUUUUAUCAAAUUUUGUAAAAUGAUUUUUUCUAAUAAAUUUCGAGCUGAGACAGUAGCGAGAUUAGCAUGAAGUUUGUAUGGUUUAGUGGUAGCGCAUGGAAUAAUUUGCUUGUUCUUAUGGAGUCGAUGGAUGCGGUUGCUGUGACGGCAUCCAUCGUAGCCCUGUAGAAGCCCUGUCUUAUUAUAGUCAUCUCACUCCAACACACCAUGUUCAGAGCAUUGAUGUAUAUUUUGUGAAUAAAAUGUGAAUCUUUAA
Haliotis rufescens (red abalone) is the source of this 7015-nucleotide messenger RNA. RefSeq names its product tumor protein p53-inducible protein 11-like. The transcript is spliced from 6 exons. The record is from RefSeq and is a predicted model, not a curated record. The coding region runs from base 593 to 1207 and encodes 204 amino acids. Lineage: Eukaryota; Metazoa; Mollusca; Gastropoda; Lepetellida; Haliotidae.